AUGGUCUCCAUCUCCGCCGAGCCGAGUGCAUCACCGAUAUACAAUCCCCCAGCAACACGCUCUUGGACGACAAUCACAUCAAUCAAGACGGAAACAAUUCACCCAACUUUGUUGUUUACUCUCACGGAGUCUGAACUUGUUUCCAGUAUUGUCACGUCCAGUGCGUUUGGGCAAGCAUCGCAAACCUCACUUCCAGCAUUGGAUACCAACCCCGUUGUUGGAACUCCAUCGCCAACCACAAUCAAUACGUCUACAUCAUUCCCGGGAUCAAGUCUUGCUAUGACAUCAACCAUGGAUGCUCCAUUGUCAACGAUGGAGCCAUUUGCCCCGCUAUCAAACUUGAGUGACUUCGCCUCGUGGGAGAAUCUGCCGUCCACCUCGACAAACUUGGGACAGCCCGAGGUCACUACGAGCUCUACGAGUUCAGUGAGCACCUCAACUACCAAAAUUGUCACUUCCUCGACGGUAACAUCAGCCUCGCCAACUAUCUCCCCAUUCGUUGGAACUGUAACGGGCACAAUCUCGGCAGACAAUUCAAAUUCAUCGACCACCGCGCCAUUCAUCGGAACUGUAACGAGCACAAUCUCGGCAGACAAUUCCACCACCUCAUCCAGCUCUACUCCUGUCUCUCACUCCAAGCAUGACAACGCCAUCAAACCCGCGGUCAUAAUUGGCAGCAUCCUAGGCGCGUCAGCUUUCAUCAUGUUCGCGAUGGCAGCCUGGUUCGUCCUCCGUCGCAGACGCCAGAAGAUUAUCAAGGUGCAAAAGAUAAUUGGCGCCCGAAUGGGAGGCGACUCACUCGGUCCACUAGAAGGUUACGAAACCCUCUAUUUCCCCGAGGCACCAGUGCCCGGGGCAGACACCAAGUCCGCUCCAAUCCCAACCCUCCCAGUUAUACCGGAGGAAGUCCACUCAGUGCCUGCCUACUCCAAUGGACCUUUCGUUCUCGCGCACUCAAACCCAGACCUGUCAAUGGACAGUCUGUACCUGCGUAGUGAACGUUCACGACGCGCCUUCUACACUCAAAACACGGUCACCUCAGACCACGAGACUGACCACUCUCCUUCUCUGGCAAAGGAUGUAUCUCCUCGAUCCCAUGUGGUAUCUACAUACUCCCGCUCAUCAUGGGAAGAUGCAAGUGUGAGCAAUCUCGAUUUCUACGGAGAUAGUACCACAGCUCUUCCCCAGGAGCUGGACGGCGUCACUCUCCCACCUUCCAACGCAAAGUGUCUGGAAGCCUGCAUGUCGCGUGAUAGUCUGCGCAGCGACCCGUUCGAUCUCGAGGCUCCAAGUGUCUCGAACCCUCCUGGCAGCCCACCAGUUCCACCUGUUCCUACAGAGUGGGGAACCAAGUUUUAG
Penicillium canescens is the source of this 1359-nucleotide messenger RNA. RefSeq lists its product as uncharacterized. Bases 1 to 1359 code for a protein of 452 amino acids. Lineage: Eukaryota; Fungi; Ascomycota; Eurotiomycetes; Eurotiales; Aspergillaceae. The record is from RefSeq and is a predicted model, not a curated record. The transcript has a single exon.